AUGCACGUCUCGGAAGACUCAGAAGGCAUCACAUACCGUGCCCUAGAUCAUUCAACAGACGAAUUUCGCCUUUUGUAUCUCAAACCAACCGUCAACACCUCUUCCUUGGGCAAUGACCUUGUCGUCUGUGAACUCCAACACCAUCGCCUCUCCGACGCGCCCCCCUUCGUUGCCUUGUCAUAUUGUUGGGGUAGGGCAUUUGCGCAGAGCGCGCUGGUAAUCGACGGCAAAAUCAACGAAUGUGGCAUCAAUGGCGAAGCGGCUUUGCGGCACCUUCGCAAGAAGGAAGGGGUCCACGUCUGGAUCGACCAGCUCUGCAUAAACCAGAGCGACAACAUCGAAAAGAAUCAUCAAGUGCAGAUGAUGCUGCGCAUCUAUGUCGCUGCAUCCCGCGUCGCUGUCUGGAUGGGAAUGCCUGCAGAUGACAGCGACAUUUUCCUACCUCACGUCCGUGCUAUGGGCGCCUUACUCCGCGACAAGAUGUAUCUUGACGUGAUUCAAAGCCAUACCGACACCGAAUUCCUACAGAAAAUGUCACAUGCAUUUCGUGCAUUCUGUGAAAGGGAAUACUGGACUAGACUUUGGAUUAUACAAGAGUUUGCUGUCGCGCGGGAGCUGGACAUAUUCUGUGGGGACGCCUCUGUCGACUACACAGACCUGCGGGAGUUCCUGGUCUUCAUCAGCCAGAUAUACCAACACUUUCCAGCGGUUCAGGAGCAAGAUGAUCACGAAGUGAUGAAGGCGUUCGUCGGGAUGCUCAAGGCCUUUUUCAAAACUCCCGCGAACAGUUUUCUUGAAGGUGUAUUUACCCGGCGACGCAGGUACCAAAUGCGGCACAACCCUUUGCUGGGGCAAACGACAAACCCUACGGUGAAGAACGUGGAAGCAGCAAUGGCAAAGGAUAGAGAGAGUCUCUUUGCAGUUCUGGUAACGACACUUGUCUUGGAGAUCGACUAUAACCACACGCAAGUGACAGAUUCCCGAGAUCGCAUUUUCGCCGUGAUGCAUUUCGCCGAUGACGUCGAUGAAUUCGAAGGCCUUCCAAACUACAAUCUCAGUUGCGAGAAGAUUUACCAGAACGUUGCAAGACGUAUUCUCCAGCAGGGGAAUAUCGAUCUUCUGUCUUACUGCCAGUUCCCGCGGGAGACCCCCCUUGCGACGUGGGCACCGGAUUGGAGAAUGGGGAUCAAAAGGCCAUGCGUGGGAAAUCCUUGGCUCUCCAAAUUUGAUGCAUCGAGCGGCUCUGCCUCUAAGCAACUCGUUCAAACGCCGGACGAUGUGACAAUCUCACUACGGGGCGUGCUCGUGGACAGUAUCCAGGAGACGGGUGAGGCGUGGAACCCGGAUUGGAUCUCAGAGCUGGAUUGCAAGGCUGCGUUGGCCUACAUUGACCAAGUCGAGGCCUUUUGCACAAAAUCGCCUCUUCUAUGCGACAAGAUCAAGGAGCAAGAUUUCAAGGAUGUCAUGCGCAUUUGCAUCGCGGAUCGUUACUACUACAAGGAAGCAGAGAGACAGCCAGAGCUGGUGCAAGGGUUCGUGGAGGCGGCGACGCAUAUGCAGAAAGAAGUAGCAGCAAACGAGCAGAAACAAGGGGGGACUAACGAGUUGGCCGAUGCCAUUGGAUGGCAGCAACCUUGGUACAUGUUUGCAAUGAAGAAUCUCCACUCCAGACGUCCUUUUAUCACGAAGUCCGGCUACGUUGGACUGGCGCCAAUGCACGCGCAGCAGGAUGACAAGGUGGUCAUUUUCCUAGGAGGGAAAACGCCGUACGUUGUCCGGGAGAAUGGCCAUGGCUAUGAGCUAGUCGGAGAAGCAUAUGUGCAUGGUAUCAUGUAUGGCGAGGCCAUGACUGAGGACGUUAGUUUUAUUGAUUUCUCCAUAAUGUGA
Messenger RNA from Colletotrichum truncatum, 1887 nucleotides. RefSeq names its product Heterokaryon incompatibility protein 6, OR allele 10. Lineage: Eukaryota; Fungi; Ascomycota; Sordariomycetes; Glomerellales; Glomerellaceae. The record is from RefSeq and is a predicted model, not a curated record.